Messenger RNA from Microplitis demolitor, 2457 nucleotides. Its product is annotated as U4/U6.U5 tri-snRNP-associated protein 1. Gene Ontology annotation, biological process: maturation of 5S rRNA; mRNA cis splicing, via spliceosome. Gene Ontology annotation, cellular component: U4/U6 x U5 tri-snRNP complex. Lineage: Eukaryota; Metazoa; Arthropoda; Insecta; Hymenoptera; Braconidae. The transcript is spliced from 3 exons. The record is from RefSeq and is a predicted model, not a curated record. Bases 110 to 2383 code for a protein of 757 amino acids.
UUUACGGACGUUAAAUUUGUGUGUUUCAGUCUGUUUGGGGUUGGUCUGCUGAUUUUGUGGAAUAAAUAUAUAAAUAUAUAGAUACAUUUUUGAUUAUUUUAAUUGAAUAAUGGGUUCUAACAAACGGCACAAGUCUGAUAAAAAUAAAGAAUCUAAGAAAAAACGUCAUCGCAGUCGCUCACGAUCUUACAGCCCAGAGCCGGAGAAAAGUGAGCGACAUCGUCAUCACAAAAAACACAAGAGGAAAGAACGUAAAGAAUAUGAUAGUGAUGUGGAAAUAGUUAGUACUCCACCACCGCCACCAAAAAUAUCCCGCAGUCAUGACGCUACUCCGCCACCACCAGAAAUAUCACGUCCACGAACUCCAUCACCGGCUCCACGAACCAGCGGAUCAGCGUCUGGUAAUUCUUCUCAAUCAUUGUCCAUUGAGGAGACCAAUAGGAUUCGUGCUAAAAUAGGAUUAAAGCCACUGGAAGUCAAUUCCGCACCCUCAAAAGAUGAGCCCAAUAAAAUAAAAGAUGACUUGGGUGAAUUUUAUCAUAAGCCAGCACAGAAUACUGCUGAGAAAUUGAAAACUGAAAAGAUCAGAGAUCGGCUCAAUGUACAGAAGCAGAAGCGAGUUAUUGAAUCAAAUUUGUCGAAAAUUAGGACACUUGGGGAUGAUGACUCUGAUGAGGAUGCUCUGGCUUGGAUUGAGAAGAAUCGUAAGCUGCAGGAAGAGAAAAAGAAGGCCGAGUUGAGAGCCAAGCAAUUGGAUCAACUGGAUGCUGAAUUUGGUAUUGAAGAUUUGGUGAAAGAGGAAGUCAGGAAUGACAGGCGGGCUGCUUAUUCUGAUAAGGAUCUACGGGGUCUUAGAGUCGAGCACAAUAUUGAAACUUUUACUGAAGGACAAACAGUAAUUCUGACCCUUCAGGACAAAGGAGUUCUUGAUGAGGGCAAUGAUGUCCUGGUGAACGUAAACAUACGCGAUGACGAAGUCUACAAGCGUAAUGUUCACAACAAACUAAAGAAACCCGGUUACGACGCUUACGACGAGGACAAUUAUGAUGAGUUUGGUCUGCCUAAGAAUCACGUCCUCGAGAAAUAUGACGAAGAGAUCGAGGGUGAGAAGAAGCAGAGCUUUAUUUUGGGAGUUGAUAAUGCCAAGGAAGUGCAGCAACGGCGCUCUGAAAUAGUAAAGCAGCGGCUGGCUAACAAACGGCUCGAGAGUCUGAAGCUGGAUGAACCCAAGUUGGCUAGCGAGUAUUACAAUGAAGAGGAGCUCGCUAAAUUCAAGAAACGCAAAAAGAAAGUGAGGAAGAUAAGACAAAAUAAACCUCUCAAAGCAGAUGAUCUGGUUCCUGACAGUACGGAUUAUUUGAGAGAUUUGGGAAGUCGCAGGAGGAAGAAGCCCGAGGAAACUAAAGUCAAAGUUGAUUCAUCGGAUACUUUGGACGUCGCUGAUUAUGAAAUGCCCUCGGAAAAUUUGACGAACAUUAAGAUCCAAGAUGAUGAUAAAGAUCUUGAAGUAAAUCGCGCUUUGAGUAAAACGAAGCGCUGGAGAGAGUCAUCAGUUGCUUUCAACGAUAAAAUUCUUGAUUUAAUUAAAAAAGAAUCAGCUAGUGAAGAAAAUAUAUCUGGGAAUAUAACAUUAAAUGCAACUGCUGAAUUCUGUCGUACACUUGGAGAAAUUCCUACCUAUGGACUGGCGGGAAAUCGCGAGGAUGACGAUCGCGAGAUGAUGGACUUUGAAUUGGAGGAGGUGAAAGAAGAGCCGAUGGAGUCCGAAGACCCGGAUGAUGGACGCGGUGCUUGGAAUACCGUAAAACUAGACGAAGUAAAACGUGAACCAGUUACACUGGAAGCGGCUAUCUUGGACGCUGAGCCGUCUCUGGGUCAGGGAGUCGGCGGCGCUCUGCGGUUAGCCAUGAGCAAAGGAUACUUGAUGAAAGAAGACACCAACCGACCAUCAGCGAGCCGGUUCGCUCAUCUCCAAGCCCAGAAUUACUCGAUCGAGGACAAAACUUACGGCGGAGACGACGACAAAUUUGGACGCAGAGACCGAUUCAAUGGGCCCUCGUCCGACUUUAAAGAGAAAGACGGUUUCAAGCCUAAUGUUAAAUUGGAAUACAUUGAUGACGAAGGUCACGUGCUCAGCGCUAAAGAAGCUUUCAGAUAUUUAUCCCACAAAUUCCACGGUAAAGGUCCGGGUAAGAAUAAAGUUGAGAAGAGAAUGAAGAAAGCCGAGCAAGAAGUAUUGAUGAAACGCAUGUCAUCAACUGACACACCUCUGGGUACUCUAAAUCUUCUUCAGGCUAAGCAAAAGGAAACUCAGUCCCCAUUUAUUGUUCUCAGCGGCAGUAAACAGAUGCAGGCAACCUCGAUAUCCAAAACAAAACAUUAAAUUAUUUAAUAAUUGUACAAUAUUAAUAAAUAAAUUUAUCAAUACAAACUUAUUGAUAAUUGACAGUUUGGAAA